Cylicostephanus goldi is the source of this 2721-nucleotide messenger RNA. NCBI's taxonomy places the organism in Eukaryota, Metazoa, Nematoda, Chromadorea, Rhabditida, Strongylidae. The record is from the annotation of a GenBank genome assembly.
AUGCAAGGGACUUCAGAACCUCCAACACUAGCACCGAUUGAGGGACGUACACAAUCUUCGAGUGCACUUCAGUCAUCUCCACCAGCGGAAAAAACCUCUCACCCCAUCUCAGUCACUCAAAAUCCAGAAGAAAGCACAGAAACUUCUACGACUGCUAGAGAAGCGGAAGUCGUGCAGGAGACUGAACCUUCAACACUAGCUCCGAGUGAAAGAGAGCGUUUGUCAUCACCAACUGCACUUCCCACAGUACUUUCAAAAACGGGGAAAACCAGACAGUUCCCCACUGAACCCACCUCAGCCCCUCGUGAGCAAGACGGCAAGAGUUCUACACCAGCGGGAGAACCAGAGGCUACGCAAGAGUCCAGACGUUCAACACAAGCUAUGAGUGAAGAGCUUGAGCCAUCUACCACUGCAGUUCCCAAGUCAUCUCUAAUGACAGAGACCACACACAGAACUUCUGAGCCCCUUCCAACCACCCACGAGGAAGAGGGCACAAAACCUUCUGUAACAACUAAAGAACAGCAGACCAUGCAAAGUACUUCAGAACGUUCUAUACGAACGAGCAAAAAGGAGAGUUUGUCAACUUCAACCGCACUUCCCACGGCACCUCCAAGAUUAAGUAUGACCACAAAGAUUACUGAGCAUACCUCAACCACUCGGCAAGACGGCAAAAGAAGUACAUCAGCGGGAAAACCUCAGGCCACACAAGGAACUUCGGAGCGUCCAACGAUAGCACUUAAGGAAAUGGAGCAUACGCCAUCUCCAAGUGCUCUUCCCAGAGUAUCUACAACAAGGGCAACAACUACACGCCCUUUUGAGCACAGUUCAACCACCGUCCUUGACCAGAAAGAGGGUAUAAAACCUUCUACAGAAGCCAGAGGGCCAGAAACCACGCAAGAAACUCUGAAACUUCCAACAGAGACGCUAGAGCAGCGGAAUACGCCGAGUCCAAGGGCAACUUCAACGUCAUCUGAGCCAGAUGUUACGCGGAGAACGGAAUCUACCCCCGUAAACAUUGAGAACGAGGGAACUGUAAGCUCAGGCACGCCAUCAGGUUCGGGUACCACGCAAUGGCCCCGCGAUCCUCCCACGAUAGGAUUGAAAGAAAAGGAACCCAUCUUGAGUUCCAGUGCACCCACAGAAACCCAUGUGAUGGAAACUACGCAGAGACCUGCUGAGCUUACUACAUUCAGUGAGGUGGAGAGUGAGUCGAGCUUCUCUGAAGCUCCUGGGGUUUCAACAGAACUAAUCAUAACAUCUCCCAUAAAAUCUACCAUAUCGGAUUCGAGCACAGCAGCGCACAUGACCUCGAGUACGUCUUCUACAUCUAGAAUAACAGAGCUCUCACACAGUGCCACGACUACCGCUGGUCCUAGAGAUGAACUUGGUAUAAGCUCACAAACUCCUGCCGUGGGCAAGACCACCCAGAUUAUCACAGAACUUCCUACUACUCAAAUAAAGAAAACUACCCAAGGCUUUUCAGAGCUUGAUAUAGUUAAAACCACCCAGGAAGUUGAUGAAUCCACUGAAAGAUUAAGAGAGGAAAGUACAGCUAAUCCUAGCGUACUUCUAACUAGUAGACCUCGUGAAUUAGAAAUCACGCAAGAGCCUAGCGAGCACAUAACAGAAAGUUCUGGAGAUAAUUCUAUUCCUGAAUCUGGAGUGAAUACUGUAUCACCAGAUGAGAGCACUAGAACAGAACCAGGCGAAGGUUUGACAUCAUCCUUUAUUUCUCGCGAAAAAGCUGGGAAAACCACGCAGACUCCAACAGUGCAAUCUACGGUAAAGACUGGAUCAAGUACUACACCGCAUGGGGAGUUGAAGGAAGGGAGUACAUCACAAUCAGAGAAAAGUCUCACAGAACAACCUAAUGAGUCUUCCACUGAUGCUGCAAGAGUCGCAGACGUUGAAAUGCCUGUUCAAAGACAAACUUCUCUAGCAAUACAGGAGACAGCACAAACUACUAAACAACCUAUUCAAGUUCGUGCGGGUGGGUCGACAGUAGCCCUUUCGUCAAGUUCCAAAAGUAAGGAAACACCCGAAUCUAUGGAGCCUCCCACUAGUGCUCCAACAACGUUAGUUACUGAGGAUGUAGUAAAAGGUGAUACUCUUUCACCAAGACCAGAGGGUGGAUCCCAAACAAUCCAACCUCCUAUUAAAGAACGUAAGGGUGAGCAAGACACAUCCGUAGGACCAGAAAGUACACCGUUCUUUGGGAUAUCCAAAGAGAAAAAGGUGGAACUGGGAAAAUCGACACAACCGACCUCAGCAGUGCCACACAUACAGACUACACCAAAGGUUAAUGAACCAGAGCAGAGAGAAACACGAAAAGAGUCAAGUGAGACUACGCCUUCUAGUAGUCCACUCGAUCAUGGACCAGAUACUACGCUGAGAUCUGGUGUGCAUACUGUAGCUAUAGAAGAGAUCACAAUGAGGCCUUCAGAAGAAAAAGGCACAUUAGAACCAAAUGAAUCGGAAAGGUCAGGAGAAGCCGUGUCUUCCACUUCGAGCUUGGGGAAGACGGAAACAACGAAAAGAACAAGCGAAGGAUUUACCGGAGUAGCAAAGGUAGAGACUACCCGUAUGAAGUCAGAGAAGACAGAGACAACGACAAGAGCUGGCCAAGGGUUCACCACCAAAGCAAGAACAGAAACUAACCAUAUAAGCUCAGAUGAGAUGAAGACAACGGAAACAGCAAGCCAAGUAUCUACCGGAGAAACA